This is a messenger RNA of Loxodonta africana (African savanna elephant), 10886 nucleotides long. RefSeq names its product histone H3. The transcript has a single exon. The record is from RefSeq and is a predicted model, not a curated record. Gene Ontology annotation, molecular function: protein heterodimerization activity; DNA binding; structural constituent of chromatin. Bases 4 to 414 code for a protein of 136 amino acids. NCBI's taxonomy places the organism in Eukaryota, Metazoa, Chordata, Mammalia, Proboscidea, Elephantidae. Gene Ontology annotation, cellular component: nucleosome.
GUUAUGGCCCGUACUAAGCAGACUGCCCGCAAGUCGACCGGGGGCAAGGCCCCGCGGAAGCAGCUGGCCACCAAGGCCGCCCGCAAGAGCGCGCCGGCCACGGGCGGCGUGAAGAAGCCGCACCGCUACCGGCCGGGCACCGUGGCCCUGCGGGAGAUCCGGCGCUACCAGAAGUCCACCGAGCUGCUGAUCCGCAAGCUGCCGUUCCAGCGGCUGGUGCGCGAGAUCGCGCAGGACUUCAAGACGGACCUGCGCUUCCAGAGCUCGGCCGUGAUGGCGCUGCAGGAGGCGAGCGAGGCCUACUUGGUGGGGCUGUUUGAAGACACGAACCUGUGCGCCAUCCACGCCAAGCGCGUGACCAUCAUGCCCAAGGACAUCCAGCUGGCCCGCCGCAUCCGCGGGGAGCGGGCUUAAGUUACACUGCACUCGGCUCGGGGUUCCAUCUCAUCCAAAGGCUCUUUUCAGAGCCACCCACAGCAGCAUUGGAAAGCAGCUGUGUCACUUACUCUGGCUUGUCACCGGGCGAAAGCUUCCACAGUUGAGACAGGAUUAACUAGUGAAGCGCUAGGCUCCAUGGGCUGGUUGUGGGAAAGAGGGCCCGGGAGCAAGUUUGCUUCCAUGUUUCAAGACCGCUCUCUAGGCUGUUAAAACUUGGAGCCUUACGGGCUUGAGUUCGCGAGGUCGCCUGCGCUUGCUUGAGGGUGGACAGGGACACGUUUUCAUUUUAAUCUGGCCACUCAUUUGACCCCGUAAUUUUUGUGCCUGAGCUCUUCUGUGCCUUUUUGCACAUGACGGCGACCCAGUAUGCGAAUUGUCGGUGUAGGUAGCGGAGUGGAGGACAAGGUGACACCAGAAGGAGUCCCUGCGGUGGGGAGCGCGCCUGGGCCGCCCUUUUCGCGAGCACUGACUGCGCGCUGCCGGGUGCGCGCCGCCGCUUCCCCUCGCCCCGCCCUCACCGAAAAUGGCCUCCCCGGCGUGGCCUCUGCCUAGCGGAGAUCCUUCGGCUCCUCCCCAGCAGGAUUUUACCAGCCCUCAAAAAAAAAAAAAAAAAAAAAAAUUUUUUUUUUUCUUUACCCUCAGCUUCUAAACUCAAAUGCCGCCAGUGCCCUGGGCCCCCAGACUUAGGCCACUUCUGGCGAUCUCGUCCUUAAAUGGACUAUUUCCUACCCUUCACAGUGAGACUCCGGGAAGGUGUCCCCAAAAGCUGCGACCCAUUUUUUUCUUUCUUGAAAUUAGAGGGACUAUCCAGUGUCAGGGGAGGCCUAUGAUCCCGAGUUUUAAGUUUUUAGGAAGACAGUAGACCAGGCAGAGCAUGGCCCUCCCUUGGCGGGAUGAAGCUUCCCAUCCUAAGAAAAAGGGUAGAGGCUUUAGUGAUGAAUUCUGUAAUAGCUGUAAGGUGGAAGUCCAAGGCCAUUUAGUAGAUGCGGGAGUGGGGUAGUGUCUGACAGAGCCCACACUUCACAGCGCUCAGAUACAAGUGACAGCACCGGUCUUAGAUGAUGUCUCUUGAAAUUCUAGGUCAUUUAUUGAGUCCAAGGCUUAUGUUUUGUUUCAGCACAGUCGACAGUGAAAAGCAAUCAUUACAGAGAUAAGCGAGAAUUCACAUAAACGGAAGGAAACCUAGUUUUUUAAAACUCUGUUCUGCCCUUCUUGAGAUGUGUCAGAAAAAGGGGGAGACAGUUUAGACUCUGGCCUCUCCAGCCAUGAGUUUGCCACAUGUUUCUGCUCCAGGGUCACAGUGAUUUCCAGAGCAUGCCUCCCAGUCUCAGCCAAGGCCCUCAUUCCCUGCUCAGACCCACAAUACAGGGUGGAUCCAUGGGCCUGGCUCUGUACUGAGUUAAAAAGUAGUGACUUUUAGAGCUGUGUAGGAGAGCACUACACUCAGCAUCCCACCUAUCGUCAUGGCAAGCCUUUUAGGUACAUAGUGCAGGGACACCCUUAGGUGCAGCCUGGGGCUCUCAGAAGCUAAGUGUCUUGCUCAGCAUCUCAGGCCUAGGGGUGGCUAUGCAAACACUGGAGCCUGGGGAUGUUGGUGUCAGUCAUCUGUCUCUACCUCUGCUGGGCUCGAAGAUCCCACUGCUUUAAUUCACCAGGAUUGGCACCCCUAAUCUCCCUGAUGGAUUCUCAAAAGGGAGUUUGGUGGCAUUGUUAAUACCCAGCCUGGAAUAGAAUAAAAUUUCAGAUUCCUAUUACUGGGAAGGAGCCCUGGUGGUGCAGUAAAGAGCUUGGUUGCUAACCACAAGGUUGGCAUUUCGAAGCCACCAGCUGCACCUUGGAAACCCUAUGAGGCAGUUCUACUCUGUACUAUAGGGUCGUUGUGAGUCAGAAUCAACAGCGAGUUCUGUUACUGAGAAGGCCUAACCUCACAGGAAUCUUCCAAAUUUUCCUCCAUUUGUUUGAGAGGAAACUGAGUUUAAUCAAUGUUUGCUGUCAGGUGUGGUCGAGUUGAUUUUUGACUCAGUGACCUCAUGUAACAGACUAGAACUGCCACACAGGGUUUUCUGGGCUGUUAUCUGGCUAUAAACUUCAUAGAGGUCAUUUGCCAGGUCUUUUCCUGCUGAGUGGGCGGGGAGGUGGUGGGGUCCAAAAUGCCAGCUUUUUAGGUAGCAGCUGACUGCUUAACAAUUUGCAUCACCAGGGCUCCUUAAGUUCAUCAAUGCAAGAUAACAAUUUAAAAUGUAUAUUUCAACAUUUAAUCAUUUUCUGUACUUAAAUCAUUCUCUACUCUCAGAUGAGAGUCAAAGAAAGAAUAAUUAAGGACAAGAUAAAUACUUUUCCUCUAAUAAUUAGCUUGUACAUGUCUAGCUUGAUUCUAGGAAAGGUCUGCCCUAAGCUCAGGUAUUUUAAGAAGUAAAAAACACUCUGUUCAGGUUUAAUUCUGCCUUAUGACAAUGGCCACACCACACAGAACUCAGACAAUAGUCAUGAUUAUGGGGUUAAUUAAGGAAGUAACAGGCUGCAAUUCAGGUUCAGGAAUGACUCAGGGUACAGUUCUUUGAUCAGGACAGUCUCUUUUCAGCUGUUCCCACAGAUAGGCCUCUCUCUGGCCCCUCAGCCCCUUUCCUGUUUAGGCAAGUGUUACAAAGCUUUUAGUUCUGCGGAUAAGUGCCUGGAGACACCUCACGCCCCAAAUAAGCCUCGUGCCUGAAGACACUCCGCUCUCUUUGGGCUGAGAAGCUCUACCGAAGCCAUCUUGUCAUCUCCCUUAGCUAUCUUGCCAUCUCACACUACUGUAGCCCCUUGCUAUCUUCCUGUUACAGCUCCAUCUCUCUGUUUCGUGGUUCUAGGAGGUUCUCAGCACAGGUAUCUUGAGUUCAAAGGAUACACUCCACUCCUGGCUCUUCUUUCUUGGUGGUGGUGAGAUCCUCCCUUUCUGCCUCUGGGAUGGCUCAUUUCUGCCUAGCGGGAUGGCAAAACUGACCAGUCCCCUUGUUAGGGUUCCAUACCUCCACAAGGGUGCCAUGCAAUUUAUUUACAUCAUUAGCAAGUUAUCCAAUCCCCUUGGUGGCAACAAGUACCUCAUUUACAUGGUCCCACCCAGUCAUUUGGUGGAAGUUACUAAGACUGUGGCAAGAAGAGCCAUAUUAAGUAAUUCACUGCACUGCAAAAGGCAGCAGCCUCAUCCUUAGCCUGAUUCUGGUGAUAGUAACUGAGAAACGAGUUCACUGAGCAACACCCUGCCACUCCCCACAACCUGUUCCUGAAGGUAGAUGACCUGGGGAAGGGUGUCUGAUUUUACAUUCCCAAAGGCAUAAGUUAGGGUGUGAUCAAUAGCAGAGAGUGAAGUAUACCUGAAGAGAGACGGGGGAAGGAAGAAAGAAAGGAGUUGGGAAACAAGCUUACGACCUCACCACUGUGAACUGCGAACCGGGACUGAGAUCUGAGGCUCCUUGAGAGGCAUGGCCAGGGCUUCCAACCCUUAACAGGAAAAGGGUCCAAAGAGAAAAGACUGGGCUGUCUGUUUCUCAGUUUUCUCGUCUGUAAAUCGGGAUAAUAACUGUACCCAUUUCAGGAUUGUUGUGAGGAUGGAAAGAGCUAAUACAUUCUAAAUACAAAGUGCUUAGAAGACAGACUUACCUGUGGUAAUAAGCCAAUAUUAAAGGUAUUAACAUCAAUAAUGUAUCAGUGACAUUAAUCUUAACUGUUGUAAAUUACAAUCCUGUCAGUAACAACAACAACAACAACAAGAAAGACCAACACACAAAAACAAUUCAUGAAUAAUUUUAAACACUUGAUCAGCUUCUAGAUUGUGUGGCCCAGGCAGGAAGAAUACUUGGGCUGGUUUACGGCUCACCUUUCAUUCAUUUCCUCUCAUUUGAUUUCACAAUAACCCUGGUGAGGGAGAGACAACUGGAAUGUGGGCCUCACAGGCAGAACAUGGCAGAGGUGGAAUUGAGCCUGGGUCUUAGUGUUUGCCUUUUGAUUUUUGUAUUAGAUUUAUUAUUUCAGAGGAAAACAAUGCAAUAGUAACAGAUGAUAGCUAUAGUAUCAAUAUAUAUGUAUACAGUAGCUCCUAUUGCUGACAACAGACCACAGUAAGAAAUACAUUUUAUAUCACUACCUACUGCAUACCCACAGGCAUCUAAAAUCGAAACUUCACAAAAUGAUAUUUUUUUGCACUUGGGCUGUACUUUGAUAUUUUGUAUCCUAAUCUGUUUCAUUAAAAAGAAAGAAAGAAAGCUGGUUCCCAUCUUCUAAAUUGAUUUUACCACCUAACUUAAUGGGUUACAAACUGCAACUGAAAAUCACUGCCAUAGAGAAAAUGACAAAGCACAAAGCAAAAUCACUCAGAUUAAAAAUAGUUAAUAUCUUGUUCAGUCAGGAUCGAGGCAUCUCUCUAUUCUUGCAUACGUACCUGGAGGCAUGUACCGUAUAUGAGUUUGCAUAAAUGGAAAGCAGGUUUGUAGGCUCUGUGAGAAGGCAUGUAUAUAACAGAAGGCAUCUUGUAGUAGGUGGCAAAGAAAGAUGCAGAUUAAGUUAUCUGGGAGUUCAGAGAUAAAGGUCAGUUCUAACUGGGGAAAUUGUGGUGCUCUUUCUGAAGAGGAACGUGGGGCAGGGGCAGGGAGUGUGAUUGAGGCAGUUGUUAGGUGCCGUAGAGUUGAGUCCAACUCAUAGCGGCCCCGUAUCACAGACUAGAACUGCUGCUUAGGGCUUUCUUGGCUGUAAUCAUUAUGGAAGCAGACCUCCAGGUCUUUCUCCUGCAGAGCCUCCUGGGUAGGUUCAAACCACCAACCUUCAUCUAGCAGUCAAGCACUUAACUGUUAAAAGAAUAGUGUGUGGUGGCUGGUCCACAGGGUGGGCCAAGGUCACUGAUGGGAAAUGAAUGCUCAGUGUUGUGGACUUUGAAGCCAGCUUGGUUUGGGGGUGGGAGGAGGGCGGAUCUUGAAAGCCAAAUUGGGGAGGAGGGAGAUUUUCUUAUAAACAGUGUGGGGGAAAGGAUAUGAAUAGGUGGAGAAUAGAAGAAGCACAACAUCUAUUAUAUGUAUGUAGAGAUGCUCAUAAAUAUUAGUACUUGGAGGAAAGCAAAUUAAAACAAUAAUGAGAUGUCAUUUUACACCGGAUUUUCCAGCAAAUAUUGGAAAGCUGAGUAAUGGCCAGGGUUAGUUGGGAUGGGGGCUUAGGUUCUUGGUGCCUAAUGAUGGGGGACCAAUUAAGGAUGUUGUUGUUAGGUGCUGCCGAGUUGGUUCUGAGUCAUAGCGGCCCUGUAGAUUAAUUAUUUUUGCUGCUGUGUGUCGUCGAAUCUAUUCCCACUCAUAGCAACCCUAUAUGACAGAGCACAACUGCCCCAUAGGUUUCCUAGGCUGUAAUUUUUACGGGAGCAGAUACCCAGGUCUUUCCUCAUGUGAAGCCACUGGUGGGUUGGAAUCGCUGACAUUUUAGUCAGCAGCUGAGCUCUUAACCACUGCACCAGUGCUCCUUACGCAGAUUAAAGAACCCAGCAAUUCUGCUUCUCUAUAUUUAUGCAAAAGAAAUUCUCACAGAGGUCCAUCAGCGAACAUGAUAAGGAUGAUGGGACAUUGGAAAACAUGGGCAUUUAUUAUUGGAAGAGUGACAGAUAAAAUGUGUGGGAUACACUCCCGGGAGCGCUCUACAGCAGUAAGAGACAGUGGACUAAAUGGACACGUAACAGCAAGGGCAGAUCUUAAAGACAUAGUUCUAAGGGGAAAAUGUAGUAAUGAAAUUUAAAACAACAGUAUUUCUAUAAAUUAAAAAAAUACAUUUAUACACUUUACAGUCAUACAUAGUAGAAUAGUUUUCUAUGGGGAGUAGGAAAGAGUCAGAUACGAGGAUAACAGAAAAUAAACAAGAAAAGGGCGGCAGGGGGUGGGGAGUGAUGGGAGCAAUGUCUUAAGCACCCAGGUAACGUAAUUAAAAGCUGUAUAUAAAGAAGGCUAAGGAGCCCUAGUGGUGCAGUAAAGAGCUUGACUACUAAUCAAAAGGUUGGAGGUUUGAACCCAUCCAGUGGCUCCCCGGAAGAAAGAUGUGAUCUGCUUCCGUAAAGAUUGCAGCCUAGAAAACCCUAUGGGUAAGUUCUACUCUGUCACAUGGUGUUGCUAGGAGUCAAAAGUGACUUGAUGGCACCUAACAAAAACAACAACAACUGUCUGGGGCUGGGAGUGCAAAUGGAAUCUGAAGGGUGUGACCCCUGAGGCAGAAGGCCAAGACACGGGCCUCAUGGGCAGAGCAGAUGAGAGGUGCUGAGGAUGAGAACAAGGGAACCAGGCACAGGAAUGCACAGGAAGGAAGUUUUGGGGGCUAUUACGGACAGAAGAUUGCCUGGUCCUACAUGGGGGAAAGGGCAGAAGGGGGUUGUUGAGGCAUUAAAUAAUCAAAGAUGACUCAGAACAUUCCUACCAGAGUGACUGGGAGGAUGAUACCACCUUCACAGGAAUAGGCAGCCCGGGAGGAUAGUGAACACUGAGUCAGAGCUGUCAACGGGCAGUGACAGGUCACUGUGUCCUUCAGGCAGCCUGAGGACCUGGAGGUAGAUCUAGAGACCCCUGCUGGAUUCUCCCAUCUGCCCAGAGGAGCUAGGGGAAUCCCUGGGCAGAGCUUAUAAACAGAUGGCCCAAGGACAGCCCUCUGAGGAAACUCUUUGCCACUUAGGGAUCUGAUGGGGAAGGGAAGCUAGUGUGGCAUUUUGUCCUGAAACCAGAGGAAAUAUAUAACGAGGGAAUAGGACUACAUGAUUUCUUGGAUCUUUUUCCGGCACUAAUAUUCUAUGAUUCCAUUAAAUGUAUAUGGCAAAUUUAUUAAUGGAUCCUCAGAUUACUUGUGAUUUGUAAAUUUUAGAAAAAUAUUUUAAUACAAUUCAGAAGCAUCAUUGUAUAUGAGAGAAUUCCAAGUUAUUUAAACUACAUAAACUUCUAGUUUCUUCUUUGGUUAAAAUGGGGAUAAUAUUUACAUUUUGGGGUUGUUCUGAGGAUUUGAAAUGGUUUAUCUCUGAUACCUAGUACAUAGUGAGUAUUCAAUAAAAAAAAAAAUAGAUGGGAAUUAUUACUUAAUUCAGAUAAAAGAGAAGUAUAUAAAUUCAACCCAAACUGUCCCUUCAAGUUUGGAGGACCCAGAAGUUUCUGUGCUGCCUUCUGUUGGAAUCUGGAUUUUUUUCAACAUCUUCAUUCCUGCUGCCACCAUUUUUGCCCAGGACCCUAUAUGGCUUGCAAAAGCAUCUUAACUGAUUUUCCUUCAGCCAGACUAACCUUCCUCAGAUAUCACUCUCAACUUGUCCAAGAAUCAACAAUGCUCUCCAGGGUUUAUUCUUCUGAGUCUAAUUUCCACUGCCUGGUUCCAAGGUUCUCCAAAGCUUAGCUCUUUAGGUGUGAUUAGCCCAGCUGAGGAUCAAAUUUAUCACCAGGCUCCAUUGUUGUUAGUUGCCCAACUUAUGGUGGCUCCUGCACGACCAAAGGAAAAACUGCCCUGUCCUGUGCCAUGCCCAGGAUCAGUUGCAGAAAGGACCAUUGUGAUCCAGAGGGUUUUCACUGGCUCAUUUUCAGAAGUAGAUCUCAAAUCAGGCCCCAUUAAAUGAAUAAAAAUUGAGUGUUAAGGAAAAGCACCCAGAAGAAUAACUGCUGAAAACCAGACACUCUAAUUUUUAGUGAAUUCUUUUCUUUUUCAAUUUAUAAAUUUUUUUUUCUUGGAUUUAACUAAUAUUUAUUGAGUGUAUACAGUGUACCAGGCUAUACUAGGCAUUUUGAGAUGGUGUGCCCUCGUGUUUUUAUAGCACUAUCUCUUUAUAAUACCAAAAGAUUUAAAAAGGAAAAACAAAAAGGGCCCCAAUCCCACUCUUCAGAUUAUUUCUGUGGACACACACACACACACAAAUGAAAGUGAUCUUUUCUUGAGAGAGAAUCCAACAGUACAGAUAGGAAUAAAAUGAAAAGUAAAAUCCUGCUCUUCCCAGUCAGCUAUUCCAUUUCCUUUUCAUGAUGGUAGCAGAUACUAUCAGGUUUCUUGCAUGUACUUCUAGAAAAAUGUUCUAUUUGUUUACCAACACAGUCAUAUAUAUCUUUUCAGGAAAAUUUACAUGGAAGAGAAUACUUUACACUGUCCUGCUCUUUGCUUUUUCUUCUUUUUUUUUUCCUUUGUCUGAGACAGGCUGAGUUCCUAUAGAAAGUACUGCCACUUUUUGCAUUGUUUAUUUUCCUGUACUCCUUGGCACUUUUUACAAGGAUAUGAAAAAGCCCAAAAGAAAGAUAAAAAUUUGUAAACAAAAUGUACUAAUAAAAUAAAUUCUGGAGCAGAAGGUCUAAUUCUUUGGCUUCCUGAGGUUGGAUGGAUCCUGGAACAGCCCAGGAAAUUGAGGCAAGGAAGGGGUCAUGAAGAAAGAAAUUCUUAUUGAUGCCGCACCUUGUGAGAACAGAGUAGUGCACCAUGUUUCUUUCUCUUGAGAGUAGAGAGCAGCAGGAAAGAGCUGGAGACCCUGGAGCAUCCUGGUUUCCUGUCCCGGCCCUGCUGAUCCCCUUUGCUUUUUUUCACCUAAAAAAUAUACACACGUACACUUAGAAAUCUUUCUGUAUCAAUCCUUACAGGUAUAAAAAUGCUUCUAUAUAAACCUACCUCAUUCUUUUUAAAGGAUGCAUAGUGUUUCAUUUAAUGGCUAUUUCUUAAUUGAUUCACUCAGGCUCGUGUUAAUGGACAUCUAAAUGUUUUCCAGGUUUUUGCUACUAAAAAUGCUUAUAAUUCAUCAUCCUUGUCAUUGUAACUUGGUACAUUUUCCAGCACAUCUGAACGGUAAUUUUCAAUUAAAAAAAAAAUUUUUUUUUUGAUAGUUAUUGCUAAAUAGGCCUCCUAAUGCGUUGCGUCAAAUUAUAAUCUGUCAAUACACAGCCGUAUAAGAAAUCUGUUUCCCUGCUUGACAACCGGCUCUGGACAUUAGCAAACUUUAAAAUUUGGCCAGUUUGCUAUUUGGUUCUGAAUCUCAUUGUACCUCUUGGGCAAUAGGAUGAGCAAAUAGAUAGGUGUCUCCUGAUGUUAUGGACUGAAUUGUGUCUCCCAAAAAUAUGUGUUGUAAAUCCUAACCUGUAUGCCUGUGGUUAUAAUCCCGUUAGGGGAUAGAUUUUCUUUGUUAUGUUAAUGAGGCAGGAUUCCUGUAGGGUGUACUUUGAGUCAAUCUUUUUUGAGGUAUAAACAAGAGAGCAGAGAAAGAGAUAAAGUAAGAUAGUUGUCAAGACACACAAAGAUCUCCAAGGAAACAGGAAGCAGAAGUUGAAGAGACAGUGAACUUUCUCCAGAGCCAAGAGAGAAAGCCUUCCCCUCGAGCCAAGCUGAUGCUCUGAAUUCAGAUUUCUACUCUCCUCAACUUCUAACCAAAAGGUCAGCUGUUUGAAUACACCAGGCACUCCUUGGAAGCUCUAUGGCGCAGUUCUCCUCUGUCCUAUAGGGUCGCCAUGAGUUGGAAUUGACUCGAUGCAAGAAGUUUUUUUUAAGCUGUGAAAAAAAAAUUGCUGUUUGCUAGAGAUAUCCACUUUUGGUAUUUUUGGUAUAGCAGCACUAGAUAACUAAGACACCUGGUAUCAUUGCAAACUUCCUUCCUCAAGGCAGUGGACACUUUCAGGGCUAAACUUUGAGCUCAUGAUUGAAUUUUCCUUAGCCAGUCCUUGGUUUUUGGCUUGUGUUUCUUUGACUGAUCUUCCCCCUGCCUUCCUUUGCUACUUGGAUCUUGGCUUUAAAGGUUGGGAGGUUAUUGCAUUUGGUCUUAUUGCCCUGUGAAGAGAUGGAAAAGGAGACAAAGGGCAGGUGGCCAAUCAGCCAGGUCCUCAGAAUGACCUUCUGGGUCCCAUUCCAGCCUAUGAUCCUUGGCUCUGGAGCCUCAGAAAUUCAAUUUUGUGAGUGGGCCAGAGGUGUGGGCUCAGAGGGCUAGAUUCUACUAACAAGACUCUCAAGGAAUGCGUGUAUAAAUCCUAAUAGUAAUUGUUACCAUUCAUAAGUAUUAACAUUUAUUGAGUGCCAGUCACAAUGCUAAGUGCUUUAUAAAAUUAAUACAUAUUAUCCUUGUAAAAACCUUAUGUACUAGGUAUACUUUUUACCCUAAUGUUACUGAUGAAGAAAGUGAAGCUCAGAGAUUGUGGUGCAAUAUGGCCCUUCUAGCCAUUGUGACUCACACAAUGAUUGAGUAAGACUAUGCAAAUAAGAUGCAUGGAACCUGUGAUUGUAGGGAUUAUGUGUUGGCUUUGCUAGGCCAUGAUUCCCAGUAUUGUGUGGCUGUCCUCCAUUUUGUGAUAUGAUGUAAUUAUCCUAAUUAUCUACCAUUUUAUGUGCUGUAAAUUCUCGACCUUAAUGAUGUGGAUGGAGUAAAGCUGUUGGGACCUUCAUUUGUUGAUGUGGAAUGACUCAAAAUGAGAAAAAAAAAAAAAAACAGCUGGAAACAUCCAUUAAUAAUCAGAACC